AUGUUCCAUGUGAACUUCAGCGGCGGUCUGGUCGAGAUCGCGGCUCUGACUGCUGUGAUCGGGGGCUCGACUGCUGAACUGAUUGCUCUAGGGAAUUGCGGCGCUUGCGGUUUGCCAUGGGCGGCUCUGAGCUCCUUUGGGUCGAUCUUCAUCGUCAAAGCAUGCAUAUCCGCCUGCACACCAGGAUGGCUUCGAGAUACCGUUGGUGUGAGAACCAGUGGCUCUGAUAAGGCUAUUGGGUGUUGCAUGAGUCUGAGUAGGAAGGCAAACAGUCGCGUAGUCACUGGCAGUGCUGUUGGAGUGACGGUGAAGUGGACCAAGACCAGCGAAGGUUCUACUUUGAUAACCGCUGGGAGCGAAGAUUUCGAAGAUGUUUACGCUUUCGAUGAAUGGACGGCCGGCCCGUUGCGAUCUUGUGCAGUAAUGCAACCUGGGGAGCAUCUACAAGCUCACGUCUACAUGCGAGAUCAUUACUGGGAGAUUGUACAACGCUCACAGACCAGAAACGACUGGAUAAUUACGUUUGCAACCUUGCUGAAGGUCGUAGAGAUGUAUCUGCUCUACCACUUCGGCUCUCGACGCGUCUUCCUGGUUACUGGAGUCAUCUGGGCGUACACCUUCUUCUCGGCGAUCGCGUUGCAGUUGUUUCACGUCGGAAGAGCUACAACACCUGGCGAGCAGUCAAGACAUUUUGAUGUCGUCUCUGGGUCGCUGCCUACACCAGGUCGCGCGUGGCAGAUAUUCUGGAUUAUAGGCGCCGCCGUUUGCAUUACUUCCCUUCUCGGCACAUACGCCGUUCUUUCGAAUGAGCCGGCCGUUUGUUUCCGGAUCUGGCUUGGUUUCCAGGUCAUCUGGCUUGCGCUUCGAUCGAUCUUCUUUCACUUCGCACAGCAGGUAGACGACAUGAAACACAUCAUUACACCGAAAAUAACGGACGAGAACCGGCCACCCGAGUUAAGUUUGCGGCUACUCGGACUGGCGGUUGGGGUGUCGAAGCACCAGAUUCUGAACCACCCCCGCGGCGUGCUCAGCUAUGCGAACGACGCGCAAGAUCCCGUGAUUAUUAGGAGGCUCUUGAGCGACGCCAAUUUGGAGUACACAGACUACUUCGAGCUUCCAACGCGCGCAGAUUCAGGAUCGGAGCUGGGCGUCACUGUGGUCGGCGUCAUUGGUGACACUUUACUCUCAAGUGUCGCAUGGCUCAUGGGCUCUCCUCUGGCCGGGAUGGAUCUUUACGAUUCAUGUAUUUUGGCUGUCCGUGUCUCUGGCGCGAUACAACUGAUACCGUCGUGUCGCGUGCUCUCCGGUCGCAUCGCCGACGAACAAGUCCCGGACCCCGAGACGACGUUGCCUUCCAACUUCCGACCCAAAGGCGCAGCGAACGAGGGUUACAACAGUAGCUGGUGGUACUGGAUACCAUGCGGCGAGAAGAAGUGGUUGUGGUACAGCACACCAUGGGCGACUACCACAAAGGUCGACUUGGGUAUCACGGGUACGAAGAAGAUGACAGUCACGACAGGAGAUGACAUCACCAAAGAGCUCUUGUCCGGGACGUUGCAGAUCAGUAUGAGCGACGUACAAGCCGUUGAAGAUGCUAUCGCGCAGUCUGCGAGGGCGGGUACAAUUCUGCGGAAUAUGUUAAGAGAAGAUUUCACACGAUUCGAGAAGAGCGCAGAAUCGUAG
This is a messenger RNA of Alternaria triticimaculans, 1683 nucleotides long. RefSeq lists its product as uncharacterized. The coding region runs from base 1 to 1683 and encodes 560 amino acids. Lineage: Eukaryota; Fungi; Ascomycota; Dothideomycetes; Pleosporales; Pleosporaceae. The record is from RefSeq and is a predicted model, not a curated record. The transcript is spliced from 4 exons.